AUGGCAAUCACUCUUACUUACAUUAUGACCAUAGCUGCAAAUGCAAUGGUUAUAACUGUCGUCAGCUUUGAUUCUCAUCUUCACACACCCAUGUACUUCUUUUUAGUGAACCUCGCUAUAAUUGAAUUAUUGUACACUACAGCGAUCACUCCAAAUACUUUAGCUAAUCUACUAAAUGAAGAUAAAAGAAUCUCAUUUGUAGGUUGCUUCGCCCAGAUGUUUACAUUCUAUAUUUUGGUAGGCUCGGAAUGCAUUCUGCUUGGUAUCAUGGCAUAUGACAGAUAUGUAGCCAUAUGCCAACCUUUGUUGUAUACUGCAAUCAUGAACAGAUCAGUUUGCUUCUACAUGAUAAUCAUUUGCUGGACUAUUGGAUUUAUAACAUCAGUAGUGAACACUGUUCUUACAGCGACAUUACCCUAUUGUCAUGACCGCCUUAUUAGACAUUAUUUCUGUGAGCUUCCAUCACUUCUGAAGAUGUCCUGCAAGAAAACUUACAUUAACCAAUUGGUGGUCUAUUUUUUUGGUGGCGGUGUGCUUGUUGGCUCUUUUGUUUUAACUCUAAUCUCAUACAUCUUUGUUAUUCGGGCAGUAAUCAAGAUCCCCAGCGCCAGUGGAAAGAAAAAAACCUUCUCCACUUGUUCUUCUCAUCUCUUGGUGGUCUGCAUCUUCUUUGGGACAGGCAUCUUAAAUUAUCUCCGUCCAUCUUCUAAGUCAUUUUAUAAUCACAUGUUUUCUCUGGUGUAUGCUGUGGUCACUCCUCUUAUAAAUCCUUUAUUAUACAGUUUUAGGAAUAAGGAUGUUCAAAGAGCACUGAGGAACAUUUUAUAUCACUAA
Molecule: messenger RNA, 834 nt
Organism: Staurois parvus
Lineage: Eukaryota; Metazoa; Chordata; Amphibia; Anura; Ranidae
Source: the annotation of a GenBank genome assembly